Messenger RNA from Onychostoma macrolepis, 2759 nucleotides. RefSeq names its product chondroadherin (gene chad). NCBI's taxonomy places the organism in Eukaryota, Metazoa, Chordata, Actinopteri, Cypriniformes, Cyprinidae. The record is from RefSeq and is a predicted model, not a curated record. Gene Ontology annotation, molecular function: protein binding. Gene Ontology annotation, cellular component: extracellular matrix. The transcript is spliced from 4 exons. Bases 427 to 1518 code for a protein of 363 amino acids.
CUAGUUUGCCGCUUUUGAAAUGGCUACGUAAAGUUAAGAGCAGAACUAUAAGCACUAAAUAAAUAAAUACAUGUUUAAAUAAAUAUCAUGCAGAUCUGCAAUGGCUACAUAAUGUUAAGAGAAGAACUCUUAUAAACAUUUAGAAACUAUUAUAAACACUUGUGCUUUCAGCUUUCUUCCCUCCUUUCCUCUGACUCACACACACACACUCACACACCCCUCCCUCUCUCUCUCUCUCUCUCUCUCUCUCUCUCGAGCUCACCUCUAGCCCUCUCUCUCUCUCUGCACUUUCACACACUCCCCCUCUUUACUCUGAGGUUGUGUGGACCACUUUUGCUGUCUGUAUAUGUUCCUGCUGGAGUAAAGGCGAAAGAAGACCAACAGUCAGACAGCAUAAAGCAGUGGACUGAUCAUCACAGCGUCAUCAUGUACAGUUUCAGCUUCCUACUGGUGCUAGUGUGUCUACAGGUUUGUGUCCCCUUUGUCUUUGGAGCACCAACUCAAUGCCCAAGCCAGUGCCACUGCCAUGGGGACCUGCAACAUGUUAUCUGUGACAACGUUGGGCUGAAGAAGAUCCCCCGCAUAUCCGAGGCCACUCGUCUUCUAAACCUGCAACGCAACAACCUGGGAAAUCUCCCAACCGGGGGCUUCAGCGAGAUGAAGGGGCUCAUUUCCCUGCACCUGCAGCACUGUCAGAUCCGAGAGAUCUCCAGCCAGGCUUUCAAAGGACUGAAGAAGCUCAUCUACCUCUACUUGUCUAACAAUGAGAUCAGCACCAUCAAACCAGGCGCUUUUGACGACCUGACCGAACUGACCUAUCUCUACUUGGACGGUAACCAAAUUACGAGCCUUCCAAAGGGCAUCUUCUCUCCUAUGAUCAACCUGUUUAUCCUGCAGCUCGACAACAACAAGCUUCGAGAGCUGCAGCCUGGUACUUUCACAGGUGCUAGCGAUCUCCGAUGGCUUUAUAUGAGUGGCAAUGAGUUGAGCUCCAUUCAGCCUGGUUCUUUUGAUGAAGUGGAGAACCUGGCCAUUCUAACUCUGGACCGUAACAAGCUGUCUACCUACCCUCUCCUGGCUAUGAGCAAGCUGCGUGUUGUGGAGGAACUCAACUUGUCCAAAAACCCUCUCAUCCUCAUGCCUGACCAUGCUUUCCGGAGCUUUGGCCGUUAUAUGGAGAAGCUCCAUCUAAAUGACAUGAGCCUGGAGAAGUUUUCCAGUGCUGCCUUUGAGGGAGUGACGGCUCUCAAAUCUCUGCAUCUUGAGAACAACAAGCUAAAAUCACUUCCGAGCAGCCUUGAGUUCAGCACCCUCCAGAACAUCACUCUGUUUAACAACCCCUGGAGCUGCACCUGCCAGUUAGCAAACCUCAGAAAAUGGAUGGACACUAGUCGCCAUCGCCCUGAUGCAGUUUGCGCCUCUCCUGGAAGCCAGAAAGGAAAGCAAAUAAAAGACAGCACUGCUUUCAGUCGCUGCAAGGCAAAGACAAAGAGGGCCAGGAAGGGAGCACGGCUUUGAGAUGGAGGACAGGGAGAAGAGGCCUGUCCAGGUGUCGGGACUUCAAUGUGCAGAAAAGAAAAGCAAUGCAGACUGCUACAAUGGGACUGUCCAUAUCCUCUUUCACUCAUUUUUUUUGUGUGACAUAUAGAUGCGCUGACUCAAUUCAUAAUGAUUAACAUGAAUAGCAUAAAUAUGUGUUCACAGACAUUGACAAACACCCUGAAGGAGAAACUGUGUGAGUUUGCAAAGAUGUACACCUCAAAUGAAAUACGACUCAAACUCUCAGUGUUCACUGUUAUGGUAACGUAUAUGCUAACUCACACAAGAACUAGAAGAACUAGAACUAGAACCUACACUAUAGUAAAAAUCAAGAGUACUAACAGGAAUACUCUUCUCCAUAAAAUGAGAAUCGGUAGAAUAGAUUUGCAUUGAUUAGCAUUUACUUAGAGACUCAGCAGUACCUUAUUGAAGUAUAAAUGUUCACAGGUAAUUCUUCAAGGUUGUAUUUUCUCUCUCUCUCUCUCUCUCUCUCAGAUUUCAGCAUAUUUUUUUAAACCUUUGAGUAAAUCAAACCAAAUGGCCACUGUAGAAUGAAUCUUGGCUAUUCUACUGAUUCUAAUUUUAUGGUCUUCACAGCAUACUCCCAAUAUGAGGGUUAGAAGCACUUAAAAUUAGAGUUAAAAUCACAACAGAGCUCUUCAUGAGGAUUCUCUUUCAACAUUUUGAGUUCAUUCUUAGCUUUAAACAUCUCACAACGUCCUGCUAGGAAUUUCCGAGGCUUUGCAAACAUAACAAACCUUGACUGUGGCUAAAGCUGACACAUUCAAGAUGUGAGAGGACCUGACCUCUUCUUUACAUCUCUGACCAAAGUCAAACGCAACACAGGCCAGGAAAACAUGGACUCGUUAUAGCCAUGAAAAUGGUAAAUGAGACAGUGUAACGACUGUGUAAGGAAUAACACAGCUAGUCAUUAUCACACAGUUAAUCCAGACAGGAUGAUCAGGAUUGGUUCCCAAAUAUAAGGAUUAGCCAAUAAGAAUGCUGUGCCUGACCAAUCAAAAUCAAGAAAUGACACAAGUGAUGGUGGUGCCAGAAGAAGAGGAUUUACGAAGAGCAGGUAAAAUGAAAAAAUUGAGACAAAUGGAGGUUUUCCAGUCUAAUGUAAUCAAUUUGUUACUGUGAUGUACUCAUACUCAAUAAAAGACAUAAAGCACCACUAUAGUAAUGGUUUCUUAAGAGAAUGAAAACUGGAUGCACUA